This is a messenger RNA of Ctenocephalides felis (cat flea), 1050 nucleotides long. It is a transcript of the gene wol, whose product is annotated as dolichyl-phosphate beta-glucosyltransferase. The coding region runs from base 18 to 1013 and encodes 331 amino acids. Gene Ontology annotation, cellular component: endoplasmic reticulum membrane. The transcript is spliced from 7 exons. NCBI's taxonomy places the organism in Eukaryota, Metazoa, Arthropoda, Insecta, Siphonaptera, Pulicidae. The record is from RefSeq and is a predicted model, not a curated record.
CUCGAACAAAUAAAAUCAUGUUUGGUGCUUUGGAUUCGAUACUUUUAUAUUUAGGUUUAAUUUUGGCGAUAUUAUUUAUAUUGAUAUGUGUAGUAUUAAAGCUCAUAACUACACCUUAUCCAAUUAUUAACAGAUCAGAAAAUGAAAAAUACUAUCUGGAUCCAAAAUCUAAUAAAAAGCACACGUUUCCUACACUUUCUGAUCUGCCUACUGUAAAACUAAGUGUAGUUAUUCCUGCAUACAAUGAACAAGAUCGGUUGCCCCCCAUGUUAGAUGAGUGUCUGGCGCAUUUAAAAUCUAAAUCUGACUCAGAUCCUGAAUUUACAUUUGAAGUAAUUGUUGUCAGUGAUGGUAGCAAAGAUAAUACAGUUAAAGUUGCAACUGAAUACUCAAAUAAAUAUGGUACAGAUGUUUUUAGAGUUUUGGAGUUGGAAAGAAAUAGGGGUAAAGGUGGAGCAGUACGCUUGGGUGUGCAGAGUACAAGAGGAGAGAUGAUUCUGUUUGCAGAUGCUGAUGGGGCUACUAAAUUUUCUGAUUUUGACAAAUUGGAAUCAAUAUUGCAUAUGCUAAAGGAUUCCAAUGACAAAGAGAAUCUUUUAUACAAUCAGUUUGGAAUAGUCAUCGGAUCAAGAGCUCAUCUCCAGCAAGAAUCUAUUGCAACAAGAAGUCUUUUCCGUACUAUUCUGAUGUACGGAUUCCAUUUUUUGGUUUGGCUAUUUGCUGUACGUGACAUCCAUGAUACACAAUGUGGAUUUAAAUUAUUCACAAGACGCACAGCAGAAAUAUGCUUCAGUAAUAUGCAUAUUGAAAGAUGGGCUUUUGAUGUUGAACUCUUGUACAUUGCUCAAAGCAUUGAUGUUCCUGUCUUGGAAACACCUGUUAAUUGGACUGAAAUUGAUGGCUCAAAAGUGGAACCGUUUUCUUCAAGUAUACAAAUGGCAAAAGAUUUGGCUUUGCUGUGGUUGAGAUACAAAAUAGGAGCAUGGAAAAUAAAUUACAAGAAAUUAAAAUAAAUCUGAUUUAAUACACUAUUUUUAUAAAGCUUAUAUG